This is a messenger RNA of Ostreococcus tauri, 2676 nucleotides long. Its product is annotated as P-loop containing nucleoside triphosphate hydrolase. The transcript has a single exon. NCBI's taxonomy places the organism in Eukaryota, Viridiplantae, Chlorophyta, Mamiellophyceae, Mamiellales, Bathycoccaceae. Gene Ontology annotation, cellular component: chloroplast membrane. The coding region runs from base 1 to 2676 and encodes 891 amino acids. Gene Ontology annotation, molecular function: GTP binding. The record is from RefSeq and is a predicted model, not a curated record. Gene Ontology annotation, biological process: thylakoid membrane organization.
AUGUCGCGCGCGUGCGCGGGCGGACAUCGAUCGAUCCCGACGUCGUCCGCAUCCACACCCGCGCUUUCGCGCUCGAGAAGACUCGGUCGAUGGGAACACAUCCGUCGUCAACGGCGAGCGACGACGACGACGCGGGCGUUCUUGAAGAAACGCACGGGAGUGGAGCGCGACGAUGAGACGUCAGAGAAGCGUUCGCUCUUCGCGAGUGGGAGUAAACGAAGCGAGAUUAGGAUCCCUGGCUUUGUCGCGUACGUGGAUGUGCGAGAGGCGAGCACCGAGCGCGGAACGAGAGCGAUCGAUAACGCCUUGCACGCGGGAGCGACGAUGAUCGUUCUGCAGGAACGCGGCAUGAACGGAGGAGUGGGUGAAAGUGCGAGCGGACGGGCGCUGUAUGAGUCGGCGACGGCGCUCAAGGAUCUCGUCAGAGGACGCGCAAAGGUGCUGAUACAGGAUAGAACAGACAUCGCGGUGCAAGCCGAGCUCGACGGAGUCGUCCUCACGGACGACGGUGUGCCCACGGUAGUCGCGAGAAAGACGCUUUCGCCUAAGGCGGUCGUGGCGCACGUGAGUGACGACGCGGUCGAGGCUGAGAAGGCGUCAAAGGAGGGCGCUGACGUGCUCCUCGUGAGCAGUCUGCGGACGCUCUCCGAGCUCAGAGAAAAGGUCAGCGUACCCAUUUUUGUCGACGUCCAGGGCGGCGUAUCGACGUUACUCGGGGAGGAUUCCUCGACGCUGAACGGAUUAACGAUAAAUGGGGCGAAUGGAGUGACGAUUUGUGACAUCGUGAGCGACGAGAUGUGUGCGGACGAGGCGCGCGUGAAGCUGGCGGUGAGCGCCGUCGUCGACGCCUUGACGCAAAACGCCGUGAACGGUGACUCCGUCGAGCGAGCGAGCGUUGAUGGCGCCGAGAAUGUAACGGUGAGACCGGAGAAAAUAAGUCUCGUCGGUUCCAAGGGUGAAGAGUUGAUCGAGCGCGAGCGCGAGCUCUCGGAGGGGAUUUUGACGUUUUUACAAGACAACUGUCAGGAUUUGGACGAGAUCAAGCUUCUCGUCGAGGCGCGGAAGAGCAUCGAGGAUCUCUUCCUUCUCGUCAUCGUCGGUGAGUUCAACGCGGGGAAGUCGUCCGUAAUCAACGCAUUUCUUGGCGAUAAGUUCGUCGCAGAAGGUAUCUUGCCGACGACGAACGAAAUAACCGUGCUUCGUUACGGCGAGCGCAAGGCGCGAGAGCAGUCAGAGGAUGGAUUUUUCACGUAUAAGAUUCCCGCCGAGAUCCUUCGGCAGGUGCGAAUUGUGGACACGCCCGGGACGAAUGUCAUCUUACAGCGACAACAAAAACUCACGGAGGAGUUCGUACCUCGAGCUGAUCUCAUCCUUUUCGUCUUGUCGGCCGAUCGUCCAAUGACGGAGAGCGAGGUGAAGUUCCUGACGUACAUUCGCAAAUGGGGUAAAAAAGUCGUCUUUGUCGUGAACAAGACCGAUCUGCUCGAAGAAGCAAACGACGUGAGAGAUGUUUCACAAUUCGUCAAGGAUAACGCUGAACGCUUGUUAGGCGUGAACGACCCGGCCGUGCUCCCAGUGAGCGCGCGAAAAGCACUCAAGGCAAAAAAGGCGAACGCCAAUUACGUCGGCACCAGGGAAUUUGUCGAUAGCGGCUUUGGACAGUUUGAAGAUUACGUCAUGUCAUACUUGGGUGGCUCGGGCGAACGAGCCGGAGAGGCGCUGCGUCUUAAACUCUUGACGCCGUUGAACGUGUGCACCUUACUCCUCGACGCGGCAGAGCAAAUUUUAGAGACGGAGGACGACGAAGCGAAGUCGGAGGUGGCAAUUGCCAUCGGGGUGAAAACGCAGAUGGAUGAUUACACUAAAGAGAUGGUUGCCGAUUCCAAGGCGCAGCAAGAAGCGACGCGCUCAAUCGUCCAGGCUGCUAUCAAACGCGCGGAGCGCAUCGUCGAUGAUACUCUGCGAUUGUCGAACGCGCUCUCGCUGUUUAACACGUACAUUCUGGGAACGGGCUCGAGCGGCGUGGCAUCGCAGUAUGAAAAACUCGUUCUCGGUGAUUCAGAAGAGCGACUCGGCGCCGCGUGCGAAGAGUUCUCCGCGUGGUUGGAUCGAAAUAACGAAGCGCAGUUACAGGCAUACAUAGACGCCGUCAAGGGGCGCGGGUUCGACGCGUCGCUUUCAUCAGUCGACAACGAAAAGGAGGAGCGCGCAAAGAGCCUGAGCGUCGUGUCAAAUUUCGACCACACCGCCGCGGCACAAUUGCUCGAUAAAUCCAUCGGGAAGGCGGUGGAGACCACGAUCGGUUCUGCUGGCGGAGCGUUCGUGGCGUCCUUUUUCCUCUCUGGAUUUUUCAACUCGUUCUCCGAGGACGUGUUGGUGUACGCGCUCGGCCUCGCCGGAGCUUACAUCGCCGUGUUAUCACUUCCUCUGAAGCGCUCGGAAAUCAAGUCGAAAAUUCGUCGAUCCGCGGCGGCUUUCUUGACCGAGCUCGAAGAAACGAUGGAGAACGAGUGCACCACGCAAGUGGGCUCGACAACGCAGAAGAUAUCAACCAUUUGCGCUCCGUGGGCCGCAGCUGCGCGCGCGGAGGCUGCGCGCGUCGCCGAGUGUCUCGAAGCGCGUCGCGAGUUGAAGAAGUCUUUAGAAAAAAUGAUGAUUGACGUCGCAAAUCUGUAA